Messenger RNA from Closterium sp. Yama58-4, 1728 nucleotides. Lineage: Eukaryota; Viridiplantae; Streptophyta; Zygnematophyceae; Desmidiales; Closteriaceae. The record is from the annotation of a GenBank genome assembly.
AUGGCGGCUACUGGGAAUCUGCGGAUUGGAGAGGGGCUGCAGCUGCUGCUGUACGCUCUGUACAAGCAGGCGAGCGACGGGCCGUGCGAUGCUAAGCAGCCGGCUGUUUACAACUUUAAAGCGCGGGCGAAAUGGGACGCGUGGAAGAAGCUGGGGAGCAUGAGUCAGGACGAAGCGAUGGCGCAGUAUGUGGGGCUGGUGGAGCAGAUGAUUCCCAACCCCAACGAGGUGAGAGGCAUGGGCAGUCGCCUGCAUGCAUUGGCGAGUGCUGACGUGGAGGACACGUCAGCAGUGGAGGAGUGGAUAAAGCAACACCCCGAGGCUCUGGAGCAGAGAGACGACGAAGGCCGGACGGCGUUGCACUGGGCAGCAGACAGGGGCAAGCUGACCAUGACUCGGUGCUUGCUGGCUCAUGGCGCUGACGUCAACCAAACUGACGAUGAGGGUCAGACCCCCUUGCACUAUGCUACAGUGUGCGAGCACGAAUCAAUCGCCGACCUUUUGCUGGAGAAUGGAGCCGAUCCAUGCCACCCGGACAACGAGGGCACUCGCCCCAAGCAUAUCCGCCCGGCCUCUUGGUCUGCUCCGGCUUGGACCGGUUUGAGAUCAAUUCGUCUUCCCGACUUUCAAGCUCUCAUCACAUCCACCAGCAUGGCUGCGUCUCUCCUCGUCGCGUUGCUCCUCGCCAGCGCCAGUCUCGGCCAGCAGCGCCUUGUGGCGGCCAAACCCAACAUCGCCGAAUCCCAAGCUGAUGGGUUGGCAGUACUGCAGAUGGCGUGGGGCGAGCUGGAGCCAUCGUGGGCCGUUGGAUCGGACUGCAGCAAGGCCUUGGGAUUGUCGUGCGAUGAUCAGGGCCGGAUCGUUGCCAUCAACCUGCCAGCUGGCAACAUAUCCGGGUAUCUUCCCGAGGGGAUCAGCACACUGAAGAGCCUGCAGCAGAUAUCCCUGCCCAGCAACCAGCUCUUCAACUCCCUCCCCCUCUCUGUGUCUCUGCUCACCAACCUCACUUCCAUUGAGCUAUCCAAUAACAACAUAACGGGCUCCAUCCCUCCAGCUUGGUUUCAGCUUCGAGAUCUCAAUAUCCUAGACCUGUCUCGCAACCGCCUCACCUCCUCCCUGCCAGAUGCCUUUGACCCGCUCGCAUCUCUGCACCUGCUCAAUCUCUCGUCCAACAGCUUCUCAGGGAACCUUCCACCGUCCAUUGGCAAUCUCAACUUUCUCGAGAAGCUGGACCUCCACUCCAAUCCUUUCUCCGGCACACUCCCUGCGGCUCUAGCCCAGCUCUCCUCCCUCACGCUCCUGGACGUAUCAGCCACAGGCCUCCUCUGCCCUUUGGGGGAAGGCACCUGCCCCAGUUACACCGUCUCCAUGUCUUCCCUCUACUGCGAUAUGUGUGCCUCCUACUGCCGCUACUGCAACGACCCCAGCAUUGAUCACACCCCCCUUGCGCCAACACCAGCACCAGCACCAAACUCCCCCACAACUGGGGGAAAAUCCCCGCCACCAUCCCCUGCAUCAACCCCAGCACCAACAGCACCACCACCACUUCCCAAUCCCUCUCUCCAGUCACCACCUCCCCCUGCUACCACCCCACCGUCCACAUCUCCCCCCAGCCCCCCUCCUCCCUCUCGCUCGGCCUUUUCUGCCCACAUCCACUCUCCUCCCGCCCUAUUGUUCCGCCUUUCCCUCCUCGCCAUGGCUCUCCUGCUGCCUGUACCACUGUUGUAA